This is a messenger RNA of Impatiens glandulifera, 2983 nucleotides long. RefSeq lists its product as uncharacterized. The record is from RefSeq and is a predicted model, not a curated record. The transcript has 4 exons. The coding region runs from base 441 to 2666 and encodes 741 amino acids. NCBI's taxonomy places the organism in Eukaryota, Viridiplantae, Streptophyta, Magnoliopsida, Ericales, Balsaminaceae. Gene Ontology annotation, biological process: regulation of defense response to fungus.
AAUGUCAACGACCGGCGUUCAACUUCUUCAUUAAGGCUCAAGCAAUGAACCAAAUGGAGUUCAUAGUGAUGAAGACUUUCUGAGCAAUUUCAGCCACUGGAAUCCGGUCUAUAUGAAUGAAUGAUACUCGUUAACUACAGGAAAUUCAAGCAUGCAUGGAAGGAAGAUGAUGAAAAUGUACAGUUAAUUGCAAAUCCUGAUUCCUGAGCGGCGAAAUCUCAUCUUCAACCACUCUCACCUACCGUGUAUGAUUCUUUCUUCUUCUAAUGUGUUAUCUGCUUACGUAUAUUCAUUAAUGUCUAGUCCAACCUGUUUUUGAGAAUUUUUAUGACGCUGGAUUUGAUAUUUAAGCAAACCGAGGGUUUAUGACUGGUAACAUUUUGUCGUAGGGUUUGAUAUAAAGCUGUUUUGUUCUUGAUCUUGUAGUAGCUUGUACGAUAAUGAAUUCUAUGGUUGAUUACGGAAAGGAUGGUAGAAAAUCAAGCUAUUACGAUGCUAGAUUUGAAAAACCUAUCAAGCCUCUCGAUGACGAUGAGGAUGAUAGAAAAUCAAGCUAUUACGAUGCUAGAUUUGAAAACCCUAUUAGAGAAUCUAGAGAUGGUGGUACAUCGCGACCUAGGUCUGCCAUGGAAGAUUGGAGUGUGAGGAAGAAUGAUGUUGUUAGAAUUCACGGGAGUGGAAGAGAUUCUGUAGGAGGAAGGAUGAGGUUUUCAAAUUUCCCUAAUUCUGCUGAUGAUCAUCGAGUUGGUUCGAGUUAUCAAUCAGGCUAUGAUCCUUCCUAUAUGAAGAGUGCAAAUGUUAACCAUAUGCAUCCUGACGAAAAAGACGAGCUUCUGAAGAAGAUUGAUGAACUAAAGGAUCAAAUUAUGAGAUCUUGUGAUGUAGCAGAGAAGCCAAGGCAAAGAUUCCAAAACAAUAGAAUGAUGCCUACUCCAAUGCACAACACAUCAUCAUCUUCUAGGACCAGCCCUUAUGCUGGGGCAGGACAUGGAUACUAUUUGCCAAAUGUUUCAAACAGUCCACAGAGGCAUGUUCCUCGAGCCUAUUACGGUGAAGAUAAUCGGAAACCUCUUCCAUCAACCCGCAAUUUCAAUGGUCCUUCUCCACUGGUUAGAGAACGUGGGAAUUAUUGGUCUCCUGAAUUCAAAAGUAUAGAAUCUCAAUACGCAAGGAGGAGUGUUGAUGGAAAUCAUGUGAAUGAGUGUAAAGCUUUUCCUCAUGAGCUUGGUUGCUCUUGCUUGAAUUGCUAUGUUGAUAGUUGGCAAAUUCCAUCAAGAGAUCCUCAGUCAGUUUCAAAGAAUAAAAGAGCAUCCAAUGAUAGUACUCCGGUUACUUCUGGUUCUCUGAGAGGACAAUCCAAAAGGAAUUCAGAAACUGGAAAGAAACAAGUUUAUAAGCCUAUCGCUGGUGGUGCCCCGUUUAUAAUGUGCACAAAUUGCUUUGAGUUGUUGAAAUUGCCUCUAAAGGCUAUCAGGAAGGACAGAACCGAACAUCAAGUAUGUUGUGGAGCAUGUUCUUCUAUAAAUAUGGUCGAUGUGAAGAAAAACGGGCUUGUUCUAAGUCUUACAGCAGCCAAACAAGCUUUAACUGAAGUUGUUGAAUCCUCAGGGACAGAUGUAAUAGAUUAUAACCAUGCGAAACACGAUACGAAAGAGUCCUGGUCACUUGAUUUUGAUAAUUCUAGCUGCAAUUUCAACUUGACAGAUACUGAAUCAUCCAACAUAAUAUCAGUUGAUGAGAGAUCGAAUUUGGGUUGCAAUGAUGAGAAACAGGAUGAAUGUGUUUCUUCCACUUCCUGUCAUUUGGUACAUGAUCAGAAAACGGACAUCUCAAAAACUAUGAAGGAUAGCUUGCCAAUGCCUCUUCCAUCCUCUGAUUAUAUAUUGGGUGGAAACAGAAAAUUUGAGGAUAAUUCUGAAAAGAACAUAGUGGAAGAUGCUUCAAGCACAUCAUCCGAUGAUGAUAUUGGAAGCAAAUGUGGGGAAGGAAGCCAGAAGGAAACCUAUAGUCAAGACGAGGUAAUUGAAGACAGGAAGAAUUCUCACGAAAACCUGGACGGAAAUGGGUAUGUGGAAACUGAAUUGGAUGUUACCUUGAAUCCUGAGGAAGAUGCAUCCAUGGCAACUGAAAUCGAUGAUUCUUUUGUUGGUUAUUCUAAUGCUUCCGAUACUGGUUUCGACAAGAGAAUUCAAACAGACCUCUCAAGUUCCAGUCAAAGUGUUGAAGUGAAACCAAAUGUAUUUGUUAAUGGACAUCCUUUGGCAGAUCAUAUUGUUAAGAAAGCUGAAAAGAUGGCUGGACCUAUUCAACCUGGAAACUACUGGUAUGAUUUUCAAGCUGGAUUUUGGGGUGUAAUUGGCCAUCCUUGCCUUGGCAUAAUCCUUCCAUUUAUCGAUCAAUUCAGUUCGCCAAUGGAAGAGCGUUGUGCCAAUGGAAACACUGGCAUUUAUGUGAACGGACGUGAACUUAACGAAAGAGAUCUAGAUUUACUAUCUAGCAGAGGUCUGCCAACAACAAGAAAUAAGUAUUAUGUCAUUCUGUUUUCUGGUAGAGUUUUUGACAAGUACAGUGGCGAAGAGCUGACCAGCCUCGGAAAACUUGCUCCAACAGUUGACAGACAAAAAUGUGGAUUUGGCAUGCAAGUCCCGAGAUUCCUGGCGAACUGACAAUUCAAAUGCUCAUCGGGUCGUUCUGGUAUGUGCCUUUCAUUGAUGUUAUAUUGUAUUGUAUAUUGCAAGAUGGUUUUUAUUUAUUCAAUCUUGCUUUGUUAUUUAUCAUUAAUUGUUAAUAUAUUGAGAUGGUAAGAUUUAUUUAUUGUAAUAAUUUUAUCAAAUAGUAGUAGCAGUACUAAGUAUAAAAAAACUGUUUUAAGAUGUGUUAAAAGGGAAUAGGCAUCUUAAAUUUUGUAAAUUUUAAAAUCUGGUUUGAAAUAAGUUAUAUAAAAGGUACUAGGUAAGUAGUUGAGGGGGGUAAUUUAUUGACA